UGUCUCUUCCAUUCCAUUCCUUCCAGCUCAAAACCUAAUACUCUACUAUUAACCCCUUCCUCCCCACUUGGCUCUCCUGAAUUAUUCUUCUUCUGAAAGAGAAAAAAAAACUUACAUGAACAUCAUUACAUGAUUUGCAUGUAUGAAUGUGCAGUUUUAUCAGUAGAGUUUAACUAGAGAAAGAGAUUUUUUGAAAGCCUGAAGGGGGACAUCUCAUUUUAUUCUAGCCUUGGAUGGCCACGGCGUGGAUGAAGUCGUUACAAUGCAAGUCAAGAGCAGUAGACGACGUCGUCCACCACAAACACAAGGUCCUAACCACCACCACUACCCCCCAUUCGAACCCCAAGAACCACCACCAUCUCAUUCCCAACUCCGGCGGCUGCAGAAAUAGCGUUCAAAGUCUGAAGGACGUGGUGGAAAUGACUAAACAAGCAAAACCCAGAAAGCUAAAGUCCCCACCGGCGGAAUCACCGCAGCCACCACAAACCCCACCGGCUAAAGAUGCAAAAAGAUCGCUUCCAAGAAAGCCCGAACCCGUUUCACACCAACCUGCCACGAGGGGUCGUCCUAGUAGUUCCCGAAUCUCACGCUCCGCUGAGUCGUUCUUCCCCGCUUUGACUGAGCUUCCUGAGGGCCAUCCCUCCCGUAAUGUGGUGGAGAUUAUCUUCCACACAAGUUGGUCGCCCAAGGCAUUUUCGGGUCGGAUCGAGAUGGUGUUCAAGGUCCAGAAUUUGCCCCGGACGGUGACCCGUUUUGAGGAGUAUAGGGAAGUAGCGAAGUCCAGAGCGGAUGCUGCUGGUGGGCUGGGCGUGAAUGGUGGCGGUGAAGAUCACGCUCGGUGUGUUGCGGACGGGAACGAGGUGAUGAGGUUUUAUUGCUUGGGACCCACAAGUAGCAGCGGCGCGUAUGAUGCUGGUGGUUGCGCGUGGGCUUUCAGCGGGGUUAAAGGGGCGGCGAUAUGCACCUUUUCGGGGAGUGGUGGGGCCCAUGAGAGCGCCGGCGGUGGGAGGGGUAGGAGGGCAAUGCUGGUCUGCCGGGUCAUAGCUGGUCGGAUUUGUAAGCAACUCGGAUUUGACUCGUUGGUGGAAGGGCGAGGUGGGUAUGAGUCGGUGAGUGGGGAAAACGGCGAGUUGCUCGUUUUUGAUUCACGUGCGGUAUUGCCCUGUUUUCUUAUCAUCUACAAAUUGUAAAAUAACACGAGAAAGAAGUAAGACCACUUUUGCAAUUUUCACGUCCAAUUUAGUUGUUUGUUUCUUAUAUAUUUGGAAUUUUUCUGUUUUAACCUCUUUUUUUUUUUUUUUCUUAAUCCCCGUUCCCCUUUGUUUGCCCUAUUUUUUCCGCUGCAAUUUUUGGACAUGUAAUUAUUGG
Messenger RNA from Coffea eugenioides, 1368 nucleotides. RefSeq lists its product as uncharacterized. NCBI's taxonomy places the organism in Eukaryota, Viridiplantae, Streptophyta, Magnoliopsida, Gentianales, Rubiaceae. The record is from RefSeq and is a predicted model, not a curated record. The coding region runs from base 234 to 1190 and encodes 318 amino acids. The transcript has a single exon.